Ylistrum balloti is the source of this 609-nucleotide messenger RNA. RefSeq lists its product as uncharacterized. The transcript has 3 exons. NCBI's taxonomy places the organism in Eukaryota, Metazoa, Mollusca, Bivalvia, Pectinida, Pectinidae. The coding region runs from base 1 to 609 and encodes 202 amino acids. The record is from RefSeq and is a predicted model, not a curated record.
AUGUUCACCCCAUGGAUCCGAAUCGCUCUUUUCAUAACGGCAGUUCUUGGUGGCCUUUUCUUUACAAUUGGGAUUUUUGCACCCGGAUGGGAAAUAACACAUCAGGGGAUGACACUAAAAGGAAUUUGGUUUAUUCUUGCAUGUGGAAAAAAGUCGAGCAGUUGUGAAUAUCUCACGUAUUUAGAGAAAUACAAUCAAGACAAAGGUAGUUCACAUUUUUCAUGGGUAAAUGAAUAUGAAUAUAGUACGGCAGUAGGUAACCAGGUUCUCGCCAUUAUCGCUCUCCUGUCGCUGUACCUCGGACUUUUCAUGUCCCUUGUCGUCACUGGGGUCCAGCGCCUGGCUAAUAUUGCAGCCUUUUUAUCCGCACCUUGCUUUCUUACAUCAGCCGCCCUAAUAUGGACUCACAUCGGCCAAGAGGCCGCUGCUAUUAGUGCAAAGAAUCGAAUCCACGUCCUAGAGGUGAGCCCAGAGCACCAGCUAACACCAUAUUCAAUGGUGUUGUGUGGAUUUGGAUCCGCCAUGACAGUGGGAGUGGCCCUUGCGUAUCUCAUUGCUUCUGUGAAAUAUCUUAUGCGAAUUCCAAUUGAGAAAUAUCAGCAAUUUUGA